UUAGUAUAAUUGUUUAUGAAAAUCCCAACUCUAUUAAUAGACAACUGAUUCAUAAAUGCACACUCUUCGUUUCAUAUUGUAUUUCCUCCUCUCCCACUGUCAAAGUGAGAAAAUUCACGAACCGAAGAGUUGAAAAAGAGGGAAAAGAACUCCCAGUUUUGGUGCGCGUGAAAGUUGGCCGUGUAGUAAGCAAAGAUACGGAAAACAAUGGGAAGCAACUAAGGAAGCAGAGGGGGCAAAUAGGUCGGCUAAAAGUUAGGCAAAGCUUGGACCCACUUCACCAGAUAUUACCCUCUGUCUGCUGUAUGUCCCCAUCUCACCCUCUAACCUUUCACCUUAUAUUAAAUUCCCGAACUUACCGAGUAACCCAGAUUUCCUUGACUCUUGACCUCCACCCUUCCCCAAAAUGACCCUUUUUUUUCCUUGCUUUGCUUCUCUCACGCUGUAGCGUAAUAGCAACUGCACUUUGCGUCUUCUGAAGUAUUCUAUUCUAUUUUAUUUUGGAGGCAAUCUUUGUUUUGUUAUUGUUGGACAAUUCUAGUUUUCUAUUGUUAUUGAUGUGCAUGGAGCUCCAACUGGGACUGGCUCUUCCAAGUUCUCCUCCUAUUAUUCCCAUCAAAAUGUUCGACCUAAACAGCUGUGGUUACGAGCCUAGGGAGGCAUUGGGUUCCAACAACUUGAGCCGGCCUUUGCUAAAACUAGGUCCAUAUGACAUUGACAUCAACAGCAGCAGCAGCAGUAGCUCUAGCAGCAGCGGUGGCAGCAAAAAACGCGGCUUUGAUGGAGUACUACUCUUUGAUGAGAACAGAAUUGUUCCGAAAACGCUGCCUCUUUUGCUUUGGACUAACCAACCUAAUGAUGAAGAUGACCCUAAAGAUAUCGAGGACAACUCUUCUUCUGCCAAUUUCAAGAAUGAUGGAGAGGGUUUAGUGGGGUGGCCACCUGUGAAAACCUGGAGGAAGAAGCUACGCCUCCAAAUUUCCAAUGGCGGAGCAGAUAACAAUCGCAUGGUGGCGGCGGCGGAGAAUGGCUGUGGUGGUAGGGCUUCAAAUUCCACGUACGUGAAGGUAAAGAUGGAAGGAGUUGCAAUUGCCAGGAAAAUUGACCUCAGCGUCCAUCACUCCUUUGAAACGCUUACUAGCACCCUGAUGAGAAUGUUUGGUAUACCUGAUGAGAAUUGGAAUAGCUUUAAACUCACUUAUCAGGACACAGAAGGAGACUGGUUGCUUGCACAAGAUGUUCCCUGGAGGACCUUUAUUCGCUCCUUGAAAUGCCUGAAAUUAAUUAGAAGCAGCGGCUAGCAAGUGGGUUUCUCAUGGACCACAUCAAAAUAAAAUUAUCAAAAUCGUCGGCCAUGUUUCAUCUUCCUUAAUGUUGGUCUUCAAAGAAUCCUGGUGGCCUUUUUUUUUUGCUUGAAUUUUGAACGAGUACAUGUAAUAUAUAUAGUAAUUUAGCUCUUUUUGUGUAGAAUCUGAAACAGCAAUCAGCUCUAUGAUAAUUGCAAAAAGACUAGAAAACAUAUGACUUGGUGAUAAUAUUUGAAUCUGCUUGAGCCGCCUCUUUCUUUAAAGCACAAGCACUUGAUUGACCACCAUGGUCAGGCAAUAUUUAAGUGCGAUAACUUUUAAUGUCUGCUUCAAUUAUUCUCACACAUUUUCAUACUAAUGGUAAUGGAGUAGCAACUUGUGGAUAUUCUUAAGCAUAAACAAUUUGGGCCCAUCAAAAAGGCCGCUGAUUUCUUUUUGAGUGGAAGGUUGCUGGUUACCCUUUUCAGACGAGACUGUCGCAAUCUUACUGAAGAUUGUGGCUUUUUAAGCUUUUCUGUUUGUUUGGGAAUACCCAAAAUCCCAAAACGGUAAAUGAGAUAUCUAAGUUGCAGAGUCGGGGCUACUCAA
Messenger RNA from Durio zibethinus, 1895 nucleotides. Its product is annotated as auxin-responsive protein IAA4-like. Gene Ontology annotation, cellular component: nucleus. The record is from RefSeq and is a predicted model, not a curated record. Gene Ontology annotation, biological process: regulation of DNA-templated transcription. Lineage: Eukaryota; Viridiplantae; Streptophyta; Magnoliopsida; Malvales; Malvaceae.